AUGACGCCUUCUUUCCCUGUCCUCGUGCUGGCCACUGGAGACUGGCUAGUGGAGGGUCACCGAUCCGAGUCAAGAGAGCAUACCAAGCAAGCAUCAUCCCCCUCCAGCGUCAACAAACCACCCACCAUGUCGUUCUUCGGCUUCGACACUGGUCUGCCGGACGACCCCCGCGCAAAGCAGGGACAGCACAGCCAGUUCGCCUCCCGCGCUGAUCAGGACACCUUUGGCUCCUUCGACCGAGCCGGAGAGGAGGACCUCGCCGUCUACAACUGGGGCGAGGGCGGUCUGCUCGAGAGCGGCGACGACUUCAACGAUGAGACCUUUGGCGACACGGGCGACUUCGGCAACGACUUCCAGUUCGCCGCGGCCCCGGAACCGGCCCAGUCCAAGCCCAAGGUUGCCUCAACUUCUUCCCGCUUCGGACCCAAGGCUCAGGUCGACCUGUUCGCCGCGACCGAGGAUGACUUCUACACCUCGCAACCGACCAAGACGCCCAAGAAGAAAAACAACGAGCCUCAGCCGCUGUGGGCUAAUGCUUCGCCGGCGAACGCGUGGGGCGCCGCCCCCAUUGCUCCUCCUGUCUCUGGACAUCAGCCUAGCAAGAUCCUCUCGCUCGAGGAGAUCGAGGCCGAGAUGGCUCGCGCUUCGAUCGGCAACAAGCAGCAGCCACAGUACGCCCCUCAGCAGCAGCAGCAGUACGCGCCGUCGCCGCAGCAUGUGCCCCAGCAGUACCAGCAGCCGCCUAAGCACACCCAGCCCGGUCACCAGGUUCUCAGCCUCGAGGAGAUUGAGCGCCAGAUGAUCGGCGGUGGACCUUCGCCUGGCCCCGCCCAGGCUCCCCAGCAGCCGCCCCUCGGCCAGUCGCCUCACGGACAGCAGCUUCACGACCAACCGCCGCGCUCCCAGGCGCAGAACAUUCCGCCUGGCAUGCACGGCCGCUCCGGCUCAGCGCAGCUCUCGACGCCUCCGAUCGCCGGCACGCCUCCCGCCCCGGGCCUGAACGGAUCCGGCUACGCGAAGCAGCAGGCGCUCCUCGACUCCAUGUUCCCGGAUCUGCAGCAGGCGAACCAGCAACCCGGUCAGCCGCCCGCGCCGGGGCCGCCUCAGCACCCUGGCACGCCCGGCUUCCAGGGUCCUCCGCCGGGACAGCCGCAGCCGUCUCCUGAAGAGCUGGCGCGCAUGGAGGAGCUGCACAAGCGCAUCACUGCCAAGAUCGAGGGCAUGAGCAAGUACAACAACCUGAUGGGCAACUCGGACAAGGACUUCAUCACGCGUAUCCAGCUUUCGCAGCUUGCCACGAGUGACCCGUACUCCUCCGACUUCUACGCGCAGGUCUUCUCUGCGCUCGCCAGGCGCGCGCAGGACGCGCAGGGCAACGAGUCUGGCCCGACUGUCGUCCAGAUCGCUCCCGGCAUGGGUCUCGGUGUCGGCGGCCCCGUUGGCAACCGUUUCGGAAAGAUGGGCAGUGCGACGAUGAACCGCCUCACGACGCAGGUCAAGAAGCUCGUCUCGACCACGGCUAAGCGUCAGCAGGCCAUGUCCUCUGACGCUCUCGCCGGUGCGCUCGGUCGCGUCCGCCGCGGCGCGAACCAGGCUGCUCCCCGUCCCGUUCUGGCCGUCCCGAAGCCGGAGCACCGUCCCGCCGCCGUCGCGCAGCUCAACCAUUCGUCCGGCCCGACCCGCGAGCCUCUCACCCGCAAGCAGGUCAUGUAUGCGCUCGAGGAGCUGUACGACGACUGCCUCGAGCUCGAGCAGAUGCGCCGUGAGGCGCCCCCGCCGACAGAUGUGCCCCGCGUCGAGGCGUGGAACCAGCAGUGCGCUGCCAAGGUCGACGACCUCUGGCGCAAGCUCAUGGUCAUGGAGCCGCUCGGCGUCAGCACGCCCCACCCGUUCAUCUCGCUCAUCAACCCGCUCAAGGGUCAGCGCCUCUUCCCCCGUCUCCUCCGCCACCUCGACCACCAGCGCGCCCUCACCCUCCUUACCCUACUCAUCGCGACCUACCCUCAGCUUGAGGUCGUUGCCCGCGCCCCCCCGCCCCCCGUCGCCGACGUGUCCCUUCUCACGAAGGCGGACCGGGAAGACCGCGCGCGCCGCGAGGCGCAGACCGACUCGUUCCUGCACUGCGUCAUUCCCGGCGUCGACAUGCUAAUCAACCAGUGCAACCUCGGCCUCGUCGCCGGUCUGCUGGGUAUCUGCACGCAGCGCAUGGAGCUCGGUGCCGUCGCCGCCACGCGUCCCGGAGUGGCGCUCUUUACUGCCCUCCUGUCCCGCGCCCAGUCGCUCGUGCGCGGCGAGGCGCCCAUCGACCCCGCCGAGCGCGAGCAGUGGACCAAGACCUUCGACUACUUCCUACAGACGAUCAGCCCGCACCUCCCGGACCUGUUCCCGGCCACGCUGGCGCAGAAGGCCGUCUUCGGCCCCAGCGCCUACCUGCUCAGCUCGGAGGGCCAGGCGCGCCAGGACCGCGACCACGGUGAGAUGGAGCGGCGCGAGGCCGAGGUGUGGGGCCUCGCGGCCGCGCUCGCCGUCAAUGCGCCCGAGGACCAGCAGACCAACCUCGUCGCCGCGCUGCGCGACAAGAUCCUGCACACGGUCCAGGCUGCGCGCUACCCGAAGACGCCCCGCGAGAAGGCAGAGCUCAAGCUCAGGAACGUCAAUAUGUUCCUGCACGGACUGGGUCUGGACGCGAGCAUGAUCGAGUAG
Molecule: messenger RNA, 2703 nt
Organism: Trichosporon asahii var. asahii CBS 2479
Lineage: Eukaryota; Fungi; Basidiomycota; Tremellomycetes; Trichosporonales; Trichosporonaceae
Product: cytosolic small ribosomal subunit protein
Exons: 3
Coding region: 1-2703 (900 amino acids)
Biological process (GO): P-body assembly; deadenylation-dependent decapping of nuclear-transcribed mRNA
Cellular component (GO): P-body
Molecular function (GO): RNA binding
Source: RefSeq, a predicted model, not a curated record